AUGGGCGUCUCGACCGACUUCCGCACUCGUGUCGAGCAGUACGACGAGAUGUUCACGAACGUCGCGGGCACUUUUGCCAAUGACUCGUUCAAGUCACGACUGCCCGACCUCGUGCGCGACUGCGUCGCCGACAAUCGCCAGCGGUUCUCAGCCAACCAGCGCCAGCAGUUACUGCAACUGGCAGAGGAUAUGAUCAACGACGCCGCUGUGCCACUACCGUCUCAAUACCCGGAGCAGUGUUCCAAGUCGCCCACCAGCGCCCACUGGGAGACACUGCUCAAGGGCAAAGCGUACACGUGGCAAAACGCGCCGUGGUUUCUGAUUGAGCAGUACAUGUUCUAUCUCGUGCUGUUGCUGGCCGAGUACUAUACCACAGGCAGUGACCCGUUCCACCCGUCAAAGGUGGCCGAGCUGCAAGAUGAGACGCCGUGGACGCUGUUGCAGACAGCAGUGAGUCGAAGUGAUGGUCAGGAGGUCGAGGAAGUUCAUGCGCAGCGUCGUCGAGACCACCUGAAGCGUCUGGUGAGACUGUGUCUAUGGGGCAAUAAGGCCGACGGGUGCUACAAAGAGGUGAAAGAUACAGUCACAGGUACGAACGCGUCGUUCGACUUGGACGACGAGCUGCUGCUGGUCGACCACACGGAUCGAGUGAUCGACUACCUCGAGCACCACACGCGAGAGACUGGCGAUGCAACGGCUUUGAACGUGCAGUUCAUGAACGACAAUAGCGGAGCAGAGCUCUUGCUCGACUUGGCAUUGGCCGACCACUUGCUCGCUCGUGGCUGGUGUGGUAAGGUCACGCUCAAUGUAAAGGUGGAGCCCAUGUACGUCUCGGACGCAACGCCUGCGGACGUGCACGAACACAUUGCCGAGAUGCAGCGUGAGACACGCACAUUGGAAGUUCAGGCACUGGGGAAGCGAUUGGCUACAUACGUCAAGACGGACGCGCUCGUGAUCGAGUCGGACAUUUUCUGGAACCGCUACACUUACUAUUGGGAUAUGCCAAUGGCGCUUCAGACGCGCUUUGCUCGCGAGGCGACGCUCGUGAUCAUCAAAGGAGAUCUGAACUACCGUCGAUUACUCGGAGACCGUCUGUGGCCGCCGUCAACGCCCGUGGAGGAAGCAGUUCCGUACUUUCCAACGGCUUUCGUCUCGUUCCGCACGUUGAAGUCAAACCCCGUGGUGGGCAUUCCUCCGGACAUUGUGGCAAAGCUCGACAAGGAAGACCCAAAGUGGCGGUACAAUGGAAAGCGAGGGACGAUUCAAAGCGUACUACGUCCAGCUUCUGUUGUCCAGUAG
Molecule: messenger RNA, 1299 nt
Organism: Hyaloperonospora brassicae
Lineage: Eukaryota; Oomycota; Peronosporomycetes; Peronosporales; Peronosporaceae
Source: the annotation of a GenBank genome assembly